UUCCGCCAUCUUUCAGCGCCGGCACCAUGGUGCACAUGAAUGUCCUGGCUGAUGCUCUCAAGAGCAUCAACAAUGCUGAGAAGAGAGGAAAACGCCAGGUCCUCAUCAGGCCCUGCUCCAAAGUCAUCGUUAGGUUCCUAACUGUGAUGAUGAAGCAUGGUUACAUUGGUGAGUUUGAAAUCAUCGACGACCACAGAGCUGGGAAAAUCGUUGUGAACCUCACAGGCAGGUUGAACAAGUGUGGAGUGAUAAGCCCUAGAUUUGAUGUGCAACUCAAAGACCUAGAAAAAUGGCAGAACAAUCUGCUCCCAUCCCAUCAGUUUGGCUUCAUUGUACUGACAACCUCAGCUGGCAUCAUGGACCAUGAAGAAGCAAGAUGAAAACACACAGGAGGAAAAAUCCUGGGACUCUUUUUCUAGAGAUGUAAAACA
Molecule: messenger RNA, 431 nt
Organism: Peromyscus leucopus (white-footed mouse)
Lineage: Eukaryota; Metazoa; Chordata; Mammalia; Rodentia; Cricetidae
Product: 40S ribosomal protein S15a-like
Exons: 1
Coding region: 27-380 (117 amino acids)
Biological process (GO): translation
Cellular component (GO): ribosome; cytosolic small ribosomal subunit
Molecular function (GO): structural constituent of ribosome
Source: RefSeq, a predicted model, not a curated record